Rhineura floridana is the source of this 5757-nucleotide messenger RNA. RefSeq names its product HUS1 checkpoint clamp component (gene HUS1). NCBI's taxonomy places the organism in Eukaryota, Metazoa, Chordata, Lepidosauria, Squamata, Rhineuridae. Gene Ontology annotation, biological process: telomere maintenance; meiotic DNA integrity checkpoint signaling; mitotic DNA replication checkpoint signaling. The transcript is spliced from 8 exons. Gene Ontology annotation, cellular component: site of double-strand break; nucleolus; checkpoint clamp complex. Bases 134 to 988 code for a protein of 284 amino acids. The record is from RefSeq and is a predicted model, not a curated record.
GCGGCGUUCAAAAGGAAACCGGAAGUAAUAGCUUGUAGAUGGAACGUAAUAUUUUUUUAAAAAACCAAUAUUUGAUUGGUAUGAGUUAGGAGAAGUCGAAACUGGCGUAUUUGUUUUUGGAGCGGCCUCUGUUAUGCGAUUUAGAGCUAAGAUCGUGGACAUUGGAUGCCUCAACCAUUUCACUCGUGUGGUGAACACGAUUUCCAAGCUAGCCAAGACCUGUAUGUUGCGCCUUACAGUAGACAAAAUUUACUUCAUCCUCAGUGACAAAGUGGGAAAUGGAGGUGUUAGCAUGUGGUGCGAGCUCAGCCAGGGGAAUGUGUUUGAUGAGUUCCAGGUGGAGGGAGUAGCUGUAGCCGACAAUGAAAUUUAUUUAGAGCUGACACCUGAAAACUUCUCCAGGGCUUUAAAAACUGCACAGAAUGCCAAGGCAGUGAAAAUCAAGUUGACUAAUAAGCACUGUCCCUGCCUCACAGUAGCCAUAGAACUGCCUUCCUUGUCAAGCAGUAGCCGCAUUGUGACUCACGACAUUCCUGUGGGUGUUAUCCCAAGAAAGCUGUGGAAUGACUUCAGAGAGCCCAGGGUGCCAGACUUUGAUGUCAGCAUUUAUUUACCAGUGCUGAAGACCAUGAAGAGUGUUGUGGAAAGAAUGAAAAACCUCAGCAAUUCUAUAGUAAUAGAAGCAAAUCUAAAUGGAGAAAUGAACUUGAAAAUAGAAACGGAUCUAGUGUGUGUUACAACUCACUUUAAAGAACUUGGGAAUCCUCCCUGGGUAUCUGAGAAUGUCUCCCAAAACUCUACUCAAGAAAGAGAUCCUGAGAACAUGGCAGAGGCACGCAUCGACAUUAAGAGACUUCUCCAGUUACUUGCAGGACAGCAAGUGAAUCCCACAAAAACACUGUGUAAUAUUGUAAGCAAAAGGAUUGUUCACUUCGUCUUGCUCCACGAAGAUGUUACUCUGCAAUAUUUCAUUCCAGCCCUUGCAUGAAUUGAAUAAUGGUCCCAUCUCACCUGUUUUCCAUGCCAUGGUAUCUUCUCAAGAUGCUGAACCAGGCACAGAAAGACAGAGAAAGAGAUGUGCUUGCUAUAUCUGUUUAAGCUUGCUUUGUAACCAAUUUCUAUGUCAAGCAGUAUAUAUUUAAUACCUUAUUUUAUGGUAAAUAGAAUAAGCAAAAGUCUGUGGUUUUAUUCAACAAUAUAUUUUAUUAAAGAAACAAUCCUUUAGGCCUUUAGUCAUUCUGUUGUUCCAUGCAGCAAAAUAACUGGUUCUUUUUUCUAAAAUGUUAUUUUCCUGGAAAGACUCUGGAGUCAGCCACGAUGGGUUAAAUGAUGUCCCAUUAACCUGGACAAAAAACUUUGUUGCUGAAUCUGCAUGCCCUUCCAGGAGCUCUCCAGUUUCAUUUUCCUGUCUAGACUAGUUAGAUGUCCUUCUUUCUUCUCCGUCUUUGCCUUGACCUUGGGUCUCCCGAGCUCCUCAGACCUUCUGUGUUUUCUUCAUUUUCCACUGCUCAGCUCUUGGGGGGUGGGAUGGGGGAGUCCUUGCUGGACUCUUUCCCUCCCAAACCCUUCUCUUAUAGCACUGAGAGCCUUUUCAGCAGCUAGAUGAUAAAGGCUUGGGGCAGCAGAUCCAGACCAUGGUGCCUCAGGCUCCCAGUCCCCAUGCAAGGACAAGGACAAAACUAAAAACACCAUAGUUGCUGAAAUGGUUCCUAUUGCAAAGUAAAUGAGCACAGCGUCCACAGUGAUUAUGGAGCCUAUUCAGCACCCUGCAGUUGCACCAACUGUGGAAAUGGAAGAAUCUUGCCCUGAAGGGAAACCAGGAAUCUGGGUUGAUGUUGGGAGAUGUUCCAAUAGAAAUCCAGACUCUUUUCUCCCUGCCUCCUUCCACCAUUGAAGAGAGAUCCUUCUCCUCAGAAAUGGAGAGUGUUACCAGCUAUGACGAGCAGAGCCCCUCAGAGACCAGUGUAAGUCCUGUUUGGAAAAUGGAAAUGGACUGCCUUCAAGUCAAUUCUGACUUAUGGCAACCCUAUGAAGAGGGUUUUCAUGGUAAGAGGUAUUCAGAGGGGGUUUACCAUUGCCUUCCUCUGAGGCUGAGAGGCAGUGAUCGGCCCAAGGUCACCCAGUGAGCUUCAUGGCUGUGUGGGGAUUCAAACCCUGAUCUCCCAGGUCUUAGUCCAACACUCUAACCACUACACUGGCUCUCAAGUCCAGUUUACAAUCCUUUAUUAAACAUGGUCUUUUAUCCUGAGCAACAUGAGUGACUGCCAGCACUACUCUCCUCAGCUAGGAGAUCCCUAUCAUCAGGCAUCUUAAGAAAUGCAUCCUCAAGUUUCUGAAUGAUGGGGAUCCCAACACAGGCAAGACCUUAAGAAACCAGAGAUCCAGGCUGAGGAAUGGCAUAAGAGUGCAGCUAGAGCCAUUAUUACAGGAUAAAGUGUACAAGUUGGCCACCAUAUGCAACCCAUGGGUGAAAGAUGGGAUUUGCAGUGAGCAGAAAAGGAGGAAAUGGCACAAUCUCCUGGUGUGUGAAGUGAUGGGGCUUGGGCCAAGAGGCAGGGGUGAUGAAGGGGGGAGAGCAGGGUGAGGGACCCAGCACCAGCAGCACUACAAAGAGGAGGGAGUGCUUCUGGGACACAGCUUUGGAGGGAGUCUCAAAACAUAUCAGCUGAUUCAGCUGCCAUGACAUCACUGAAAUGGUGGUGUCACGUUACCUGGCAGAGACUGCAGAAGAUAGUGGCAUUUAUCCCCUGGCUUUCUGGUCAGUACACAGCCGGGUCUGGCCCAAUCUGUCCUUUGUUGCCUGGCAAGGCUUGCUCACCAACCAGUGUCCCAAAUGAGAGGGUCUUUUCUAUGACAGGCAUCAUAGUAACCCUUCCCCACAGCAGCUUGAACACUGAGUUGGUGGAACAGUUAGUCUUUCCUAAGGUUAACCUCCUGCUUUUGGGAUACCCUAACCUGCCUGUCUGUUAGGUACCUGCCUGCCCAGUCUACCACUACUGUACUCACUCACACGCUGGAGCCACUCUUUAACCCUAAAUGGAAUAAUAUUUAUUUUUUUAAAAAUGUAAAAGUACUGCCUUCAAGUUGAUUCCGACUUAUGGAGACCCUAUGAAUAGGGUUUUCAUGAGGCUGAGAGGCAGUGACUGGCCCAAGGUCACCCAGUGAGCUUCAUGGCUAUGUGAGGAUUCGAACCCUGGUCUCCCAGGUUGUAGUCCAACAACUUAACCACUACACCACACUGGCUCUCUAAAUACUUAUUUAUCCACCUCUAUUUAGUAUUUAUUUAUUUAUGAAAUAACUUAUUAAAAUAUAAAAUUAAAUUUAUUAAAUAUUUAUUAAAUAUUUAUUUAUUGAAGAGAAUAACAGUGUAUAUGCAAGCAAGAACAUAAGGAGUACAUAGCAACUACAUUUGCCCAUGCCACCUUGCAUAUUGUUGGGUGUUAUGGGGACUAAAAUGAAGCUUGAUUAUUAUAUCUAUAAACAAAAUUAUAGCCUCAACCCACGUCUCUUUGUCUGGCUUGAUAUUGUUAGGGUUGUCUUUGUUUAUGUCUCUGUUUAAUCUUCUUUCUCUUUUCUAAACUUAUUGUGUUAGUUUGUCCAUUACUGCAAGCUCAAUACAUUUCUUUAACCAUUCAUUAAGAGAAGGUGAUUGUGCUGCUUUUUGGCUCCUGGCCCAUACUACUUUAGCAGCUACUAUCAUGAUGGAUACUGAGAAUCUUAAUCCAGAUGGAAUCUCCUCUGGGAUAAUCUGAAAAAUAAUCAACAUCAAAGCAGAUCUCAGUGGGCAAUCAAUUAUACUAGAUAUAUUUUGAACUAUCUGAUUCUAAAAACCGUGAGGCACUUUCACCACAUGUGUAUAAGGUUUGUGUUUAAUGUCUGGUACUUCCAGCACUUAAAGCAUUUUAACAGAAUAAAUUUUAUUCAGCCUCUCUGAGGUUGAGUACCACCUUAAUAUGAGCAUAUAUUGAAUUUCAUGGAUGGAUAAAGAGUUCCUGUCUACCAACCCCCAGAUCCUUGCCCACAGACCCUCCAAGAUUGUACAACCAAUAUCUCUUUUCCACCUCCUAGAUAUAACGUCCAUUGCUCUUAUAUAACUUUCAGAUAACCAAACUUCUUUUCCAAUGAUGUUCUCCCACAUCGUCUGUUGUCUUAAACAAUACUGGGUUCCAGAAUAUUCAGUAAAAAAUAUCUGUAUUUGAAGAUACUGCAGCCAAGGGGGUGACCAUCCUGCUGUUUUCAAAGCAAUCUCUUGCCUUGCCAAAAUCCUGCCUUGCCUUAUAUGAUCCCCAAACCUUGAUAACUCCUUUUUCUUCCCAAACAUGGAACUCAAUAGAGUGAUUCCUUUGUAGUAUUUGUUGUUGUUGUUGUUGUUAAUAUUAAUAAUAAUAAUUGUCUUAUUUCUGAAGUCCAGUGCAGUAUACAGUUUCUCUGUGUCUAUCCCAUGUUCUCAGUAAUUGCUGUAAAACUAAUGACUGAAUGGACAGGAAAGCUCUUUGCCUCUUAGUACAGCAUAACAAAGAAUCUAGAGGUGUUGCCACAUAUUGCUGUUCAAAAUCAGCUUUAUUCUACUUAGAGAUGACCAGAGAUACAGUAAGGAGAUUUGGGCUGCCUCAUAAUACUGCCACAAAUUUGGGAGCACAAAUCCACCAUAUGUUUGUUUUUUUAAGGCUUGCAUGAUAUUUAUGUCUAUCCUAGGCCACACCAUGUCAGACAAACCUGUUCAGCUCCUGGCAGCUUUUCACCUCCCUAAAAUCUAACCGCAAAUAGAUUUUGCUGGUAGAACAGCAAAUAGAAAGAUAUCUUAGAUUUAUAAUCAUUCUAAUUGCAUUUAUUCUCAUUAGCUAGGAUAAUCUCAGCCGUCUCCAUUUUAUGAGAUCGUUUUUGACUACUUGAAUUAUUUAUUUAUUGAAUUUCUUAGUCACACAUCUGGCUGCCUAUCCAGCCACUCUGGGUGACGUACAAAAUAGGCAUACAAAUAUAAUAGACAUUAAAAAUCUGAAAACAAUGAUGAUAAAAUGGCAUCAGAAUUGAUCUUAGCUGAGCUCCUGCUGGGAGGAAGGGCUGGAUAUAAAUAAAAUAAUAAAUAAAUAAAUAUGUUCUUUACAUACUGUAAGAGUUUGACUCCUAAAUAUUUAACUGUUCUGUUAAGAGUCUGCCAAAUGGAUGUAUAAUGUAUUGCUUCUCAUUUUCAUCCUUUAUUGUUAAAACAUGUCUUUUGCUUGAUAUACUGAGAUUUUACCAAAAGAUUUGAUUGUGCUCAAUAUUAGGAGUUGAGACAGCCAAGGGUAAGUUAUAGAAAUCAUAACAUAAUCAGCAUAAUGUGGUUUUAAUUUGUGUUUGUCCUGCUUUUACACUUUUAAUUCUAGGUUCCCCCCCUUGUUGCACUAGCCAGCGGCUCUAUCACAAGAGCAAAUAAGAGUGGGAACAGAGAACAACCCUAGUGGGUUCCUCGGCACAAAUUAAGCUUACUGGUGAGAUGUCUGUUGACUAAAAAUUUUACGAUAGAAUUUGAGUAAAUUCUCUUAUAUAAUUAAUGAGGUUAUGGGAGAUAUCAAAAGCUUUCAUAACUUCAAAGAGAUAGAAUCACUCCACUCUGUCAAAUGCUUUUGUUGCAUCAGAGAAUAGAAGUGCUGUUGGCUCCCCACUUGUUUGAGCUGUAUCACUUUUGUUAAUUGCUUUCCUGAUAUUGACGUAAACCUGUCUACCUCUUGUAAAUCCAAAUUGGUCUGGUAUGAUAUAUUAACCACAGUUAAUCUU